Molecule: messenger RNA, 2172 nt
Organism: Sphaeramia orbicularis (orbiculate cardinalfish)
Lineage: Eukaryota; Metazoa; Chordata; Actinopteri; Kurtiformes; Apogonidae
Product: hairy/enhancer-of-split related with YRPW motif protein 1-like
Exons: 5
Coding region: 83-1087 (334 amino acids)
Biological process (GO): regulation of DNA-templated transcription
Molecular function (GO): DNA binding; protein dimerization activity
Source: RefSeq, a predicted model, not a curated record
AACGGACGCGCUCCGGGCGAACCUGCGCAGACGCACGUCUGGAAAGCACAAGAGGCGCACUGAAGGACUACUGUGGAGCAACAUGAAGAGGAACCACGACUUUAGUUCAUCUGACAGCGAGUUAGACGAGACCAUAGAAGUGGAGAAGGAGAGCACAGAUGAGAACGGGAACCUGAGCUCUCCUCUGGGUUCUCUGUCUCCUUCCACAUCCACUCAAGUUCAGGCCAGGAAACGGCGCAGAGGAAUCAUUGAGAAACGGCGCCGGGACAGAAUCAACAACAGUCUGAGUGAACUGCGCAGGCUGGUGCCCAGCGCCUACGAAAAACAGGGAUCAGCCAAACUGGAAAAAGCUGAGAUCCUGCAGAUGACAGUAGACCACCUGAAGAUGCUCCAUGCCGCUGGAGGCAAAGGUUACUUUGACGCCCAUGCUCUGGCCAUGGACUACCGAGGCUUGGGUUUCAGGGAGUGUCUGGCUGAGACGGCCCGCUACCUGAGCAUCAUCGAAGGCUUGGACAGUACAGACCCUCUGCGGAUCCGCCUGGUGUCCCACCUGAACAACUACGCCAGUCAGAGGGAGGCCCACUCCGGCCUGAGUCACCUGGCGUGGGGUUCUGCUUUUGGCUCUCCUCCGGCCCACCUGGCCCACAGUCUGCUCCUGCAGCACCAGCAGGCAGCAGGACCCCUGGCCCCCCUGCCCCCCCGCAGCACCACCAGCAGCCCACAAACCUCUGGCAUGGCAUCCACAACCACUUCCUCCUCCUCCUCCUCCUCCUCCUCUUCUUCAUCAUCCUCAUCAGUCGCAGACACUCACAUGGCAGGCAGGCGCAGCACCACCCCCCACUCUGACCCUGGUCCCAUUCGGGUGCCCCCCACCUCUGCAGCUCCUACCACCGUCCUGCACCCGGCCCUGGUCCCCUCCACGGCCUCCAAACUGUCUCCUCCUCUCUUGUCGUCGCUCUCGUCGUUCCCUUUCCCCUUCAGCGCUUUCCCCAUCAUCUCUCCCACCGCGGCCAUCAGCCCCCCAGCACCGACAUCCAGUAUUGGAAAACCGUACAGACCGUGGGGGAUGGAGAUAGGAGCUUUCUGACUCAAGUGAAAAUCUCAACACAAUCUUGCUAGACUCAACUCACUACCGAGCUGAGCUGGACUUUAAUGGACAACCCUUUUGAUUUCCCUUUGCUUAAAAAAAAAAAAAAAAAAAAAAAAAAGACUCUUUUUUUCUAUUAUGCUGACGUCCCAGAGCGGAUACACCUAUAGCUAUAGUAUUUUUAUUUUUUUGUUGUGGUAAUGUAUUGUGUUUUGUAUAGAAGAAAAAAACAGUAAGGAGGGACACGACGACUUAAAAACAACCAGAGCGAUUUAUUGUACUGAUUGAUCUCUGUUCCUGCCCACCCCUUUAGAAGUUCCAACCGCUGGUGUCAGCCUAUCAGGAAUGAGUUUUCCAGAUGGUCAAGCAGUCGCCUGUCAAGUUCCUGGGUGAAACUGCCCCCUUUGUUCCACCCCACCCCACCCUUUCCACUCAAACACCCCAUUUUGAUGCCCAGCUUACAGAGGGAGGGGACUGUGGUUCAGAGUGACCCCCUUUUUACAGCAGUUUAUGGGCUGGAAUAACCCAGACCAGGUGUUUGUUUGACUAAACAGAAGUUAGAUACCAGCUUGGUUGAAACAAACGUAACCAUAAUUUACUCACAGCCCCCUUCCAUGUUCAUAUGGUCCUCCAUUGUUCAUGUUUCCUUCCUUUAAGUUAACCUUUGUUUCUUCAGCAAAUUUGCUUCUUGACAUUUACAGUCAGGGUUUGUCCAUGUUUCAUCAGUUUAACUCUUCCUUUUCAGUGAACUGAUGAAACAUCUAUCACCUCGUGUUUAAUGUAUUUCCUUGUACUCUUUCAACAACAGCAUUUUCAGUCUGGAAUGACAAACAGUAGAGGAGCUGUGGGUAGCAACAGUUUUUGGAAGAAAAAAAAAAAGAAAACUCUGCAGAGACAUUUAGAUCUGUUCCCUCUUCCUUUUCACCUGAUAUUUAUGUCUCCUGGAAAACCUCACACUGAGUUUGUAUAUUUCAUGGUUGCACAAAGCACAAGUAAGCACUAAAAAUUCAGAUUUUUAAGGUUUUCUAAAAUUGUUGCUGGUGGUAAUGACAACUUUCAUGUAAUAAAAGAGUAACGAUAAAUCA